AUGUUGUCCGGCAAGACGGCGCUGCGCUCAAGCGCCACCACCUCCCUGCCCAAGACUGCCGUCCGCGCCCUCUCUACCACCACACCCGCCCAGGCAGUCUCGCAGGAUGGCCAGCAGAAGCGGGGAAUGGCCACUGUCCAGGAUGCUCCGCCAGUCCACCGACACGGCGGUUUGAAGGAUCAGGACCGCAUCUUCACCAACUUGUACGGCCACCACGGAGCUGAUCUUAAGAGUGCGAUGAAGUAUGGCGAUUGGUACAAGACGAAGGAGAUACUUGACAAAGGUCAUGAAUGGAUUAUCUCGGAGAUCAAGGCCUCCGGUCUGAGAGGUCGUGGUGGUGCCGGCUUCCCGUCUGGUAUGAAGUGGAGUUUCAUGAACUUCAAGGGAUGGGACGAGGACACCAAGCCCAGAUAUCUUGUCGUCAAUGCCGACGAAGGCGAACCUGGUACAUGUAAAGACAGGGAAAUCAUGCGUAAGGACCCACACAAGCUGAUCGAGGGAUGCUUGGUUGCCGGACGCGCGAUGAACGUAUGUUAAGACUCGAGGCAUUGGACACAGAAUCGAGACUGACACAUAGUUGCAGUGCACUGCGGCAUACAUCUAUAUCCGUGGCGAGUUCUAUCAUGAAGCGACGGUUUUGCAGCGAGCAAUUCAGGAGGCUUACCAGGCUGGAUUCCUUGGCAAGAAUGCCUGCGGCUCUGGCUACGACUAUGAUGUCUUCCUUCACCGUGGAAUGGGCGCAUACGUCUGCGGCGAGGAAACUUCACUUAUCGAAUCUCUCGAGGGCAAGCCUGGCAAGCCGCGUCUAAAGCCACCAUUCCCUGCUGCCGUCGGUCUUUUCGGAUGCCCAUCCACCGUAGCCAACGUUGAGACCAUCGCUGUCGCGCCCACCAUUGUGAGGAGAGGCGGUUCAUGGUUCAACUCGUUUGGUCGCGAGAGGAACUCCGGUACUAAGCUCUUUUGUAUCUCCGGUCACGUCAACAACCCAUGCACGGUGGAAGAAGAGAUGUCUAUUCCUCUGCGAGAGCUCAUCGACAAACACUGCGGCGGUGUCACUGGCGGCUGGGACAACCUCAAGGCUAUCAUCCCUGGUGGUUCAUCCACUCCAAUCCUACCGAAGAAGAUCUGCGAUGACCAACUCAUGGACUUUGAUGCUCUAAAGGACAGUCAAUCCGGUCUUGGAACUGCCGCUGUCAUUGUCAUGGACCAGUCAACAGACGUCGUCCGCGCCAUCUCCCGUCUUUCCAAGUUCUACCACCACGAAUCUUGCGGCCAAUGCACACCGUGCCGUGAAGGUUCCAAGUGGACUGAUCAGAUCAUGAAGCGAUUUGAGAAGGGCCAAGCACGAGAACGCGAGAUCGACAUGAUGCAGGAGAUCACCAAGCAGGUUGAGGGGCACACUAUUUGCGCUCUGGGCGAGGCCUUCGCAUGGCCCAUUCAGGGUUUGAUCAGGCAUUUCCGACCUGAAUUGGAGGCGAGGAUAGCCAAGCAUUCUAAGCUGGCAGGUGGCGAGGCGUUGGCAGGUGGAUGGGAGCAUGACGCAACGAAGAAGGGAAUGCUCAUCUCCCCGGGACAAUAG
Lecanosticta acicola is the source of this 1579-nucleotide messenger RNA. The record is from the annotation of a GenBank genome assembly. Lineage: Eukaryota; Fungi; Ascomycota; Dothideomycetes; Mycosphaerellales; Mycosphaerellaceae.